CGACAGUCGUCGAGCUUGCUGAGAUAAAAAUAAAAUGUUUCAAAGUCUCCAGUCACAUAUUUGCGUUUGCAAACACUUCAUUUAAAUAAAAAUAAAUAUAUUUAAAGAUUUAAGCUCUCGUUUGUAGACGUGUAUUUUAUUAAUUCAAAAUGAAGCUGUUACCAAUAAUUACUUCGAGUAUUUACCAAAUAAUUGCACUGAUUUUCUUUAUUGCAUUUCUUUUGGGUGUGUUAAAUAUUCAUUUUAGUGACAAAAAGAAUUACUGCGAAAUGACUUACAUGUAUGAAUAUCCUCAAUUUGUGAAAAUAACUUUGGAUGAAAAUAAAGAGUUUCCGCAAUAUGGUCUCUACGCUUACAGUGAGGGGAGAUAUACGGAACGCGCUAGAAAAAUGUGGUUUGAUGGUAUCCCGGUAUUAUAUUUGCCCGGUAACUCUGGGAGUCACAUGCAAGCUCGCUCUCUGGCCUCCGUAGCACUGAGGAUGGCGUUGUCUAGAGGAUAUGAAUUCCAUUUCGACUAUUUUACUAUUAGCUAUAAUGAAGAGUUGUCCGGUCUUUACGGAGGUGUGCUGCAAAGGCAGACCAAGUUUGCCGCGGCCUGCAUCUCCAAAAUACUGAGCCUCUACAAGCCUAACAAGUAUACUAAGUCUGUGCCUACGUCAGUCAUUGUGAUUGGUCAUUCAAUGGGCGGCCUCAUAGCCAAGCGUCUCCUUGCCUACCCGAGCACUAUUUCAACAACAAACAUCUCCAUCGCUCUAGCAGCACCCUUAGCAGCCCCCGCCAUCAACUUCGACUGGGACAUGGAUAGCUUCUAUUCAGCCAUGGAGACAGAGUGGGAGAGAAUAAACAGUGAUAUGAAUAUGAAAGAGACGAAGAUGUUGAUCAGCUUUGGCAGUGGUGCAAGGGAUUUGUUGAUACCUGCUGGGCUGACGGCGAGUAAUGAUAGUGAUGUUAAUGCUUUGACAACAUCUAUCCCAGGCGUAUGGGUUUCCACAGAGCACGUGACCAUAGUCUGGUGCAGACAGCUUGUUAUAACCAUCAAUAAGUUCCUGUUCUCUAUCGUGGACCCGGUGACAGAGCAACUGGUACCGGAUAAGAACGUGCAGAUGGCGCGGGCUAGACAGUAUUUUGUGGCCAACCGAUCGAUGUUUUUAAACCCUGACGUGGUGCAACCGAACGCAACGAUGCUGGCAGAUGCAUUCUGGUACGAAGACAAUAGGAGGAUAUACCAGAUUUCAAGGCCGGAGAUUGACAAAAUGACCUAUCUAAUGAUACGGCUAGUGAGCUUCCCGCAGAACCGGUUUGUCGCCAUCGAAUCUGUCAACUUGGACGACAAGGAUUGGAUAUUUGGAUGCAACGCGCAGUACGCGUAUAACUCGUAUAGAUAUUGCAAACAAGGCUCAUCCCUAUCAGAGCUCAGUCGCUGGACGGGCGCGGACACCAACUUUGGCAAGCGGAAACUAGCCACGAUACAUCUACACGAUUUGAUCGAGAAGCACCCUGAUUGGUCGCACGUCGUCGUCAAAGUAUCGCCUACUAGAAGACCGGUAACCCUAAACGUCGACAUUAAUGACCACGCCUCCCGCCAACUAACUGUCGACGUACCCUCUCACUUCUCUUUCACUCGCACCGUUAUAAAGCAGGAAACCGAAGCCCAUAGCCUGUACUACGAGUUAAUACUACCCGGUUUUAACGCUAUAUGGCAGGCUUACUUAUUAUAUGUGGAACCAGUGGGCUGUAAGACGGAAUACCACGUUUCUGCUGAGAUGCAAGUGCCCUGGGCUGAGAAUCAAGAAUACUACCAUUAUUUCACACAUCUAAAGAAAUCUCCAAUGAAAUUACGUUUAUACAAAACACAUCCAAAUGUGACUCGCGGGCAAGACACGACGGAUCACGUCAAAGUGGUGCUACUAUUGGACCCUCAGUGCAAGUAUUCUAUUAGCAUCGCGUCCUCCUGGUACCACGUGCUAGCCCAGUCGGUUCGCGCCUUCGCCCCAGUACUAAUAACAUAUGUCGGCGGUGCCGUCUUACUUAUAGCUAAAAGUGUGCUCAUGAGUCUACAUGGUGUGGGGACUUGUUUGUCUAUACAUGGGGCGUUGAGGAGUGAUGACUUGAAGCCAUACGCCCCGCUGGUGUUCGUGAGGGUCUUGAUUACUUUGUUGAUGGCAUUCCCCAUCAGCAGUUACCUUCUCGACAACGCCAGUGCGCACAACUACGAGAUGCACUACUUCACCCGCUCCAUAAUGGUGCUGGCCGCGUAUUUCGUAGCCCUAGGGCUCCUGAACGUGGCGGCCGCGGGCGUGCUCUUCAUGAUGGUGUUCUCCUCCCAACUGGCGCAUAGGAUGCUGUUCAGGAUAUUAUGGAGAGGAGGGCAGGGGCUGGCUGAGAGAGUCGCUGUUGGACUGCAGAAGGUGCCCAUGGUAGUGAGUGCAGCUCUCAUCACUCUAGCUCCUUUGUCUUGUGGUGCGGCCGCCCUCGUUGCUGGCGGCGCUUUCUACGCAUUUAUGAUAUCAAAAAUGUACGAAGAAUACUUAGAAGACUAUUUCUACAAACUAGCUGCCAAAUACGCAUCACGCUUCUGCCGCGCUUUUAGAAAAAAUAAAAAGAAAGAUAAGACAGAAUCAGAUAACUCUCUAGUCCCGAAAACAGAAGCAGAAUCAGUUAUUGUUAAACCAGAUGAUUCUGUUAAUACUAAUUUAGUACAACGUAAAACUAAUAUAAAUGAAAAGGAUAAAAUAGAAGCUGAUAAAAUCGUGGUUAGUGACGAUAAAGAAGAGAAUGGCAAGACAGAAGAAAAUAAAGAAGUAGCUUUAAUAACUAAUACAGAAGUAGAUAAUAAAGAAUCUAGUGACAAAAAUGAUAAAGAAAAGAACGAAUGUGACAACGAUGUCGAAGAUGACGGGGAAUUGUUGUUGAGUGAUAUAAAUUUCCAUAUGAUGAUGUUCUUUUUGUGGGCGGUUGUGACUUUAGUUAACGUGCCUGCUUUGUUGACGUGGGCGAGAAAUUUCAAAUACAGCAUGGUGCUCAAGCCAGACAAUUCAAGGUUCCCUGGACUGAUUCUGUCUAUUUGCUCCACGUGCAUAUGGCAAAUGGAUGGACCGAGAAAAAACUUGAAAAACUACAAUUUCGUAGCAGGCGUAAUCUUCGUAGUGGCUGUAAUAGUGCUAACACUAGGACCACUAUCCCUAACCUACGUCAACUUCGGCGUAACAUUCGCCUUCGCACUCAUAACAGCACAACAGCUGUUCGACACCGAAGAAAUUGACGAAGACUCCCAAGCCAGCCAAGACCCUUCCCCAGACCCCGAAGUUAGUGACCAGACCUCGAACGAAGACUCGGAUCAAGAAAAGUCCGAAACUAAGGAAGAAGUUAGUGAGGGUGAAGAAAAAAACGAAUGUGAUCCUUGCAAUGAAAAUAGAAUAUACAACGUCUUUAAGAAUCUUAGAGAUAAAUUUAGUUUUAGUGAGGAAUGAAGCAAUGAGACUGAGUGGGUACCUAUUUGGUUUAGUGACGUCAAUGACGUCAUUAUAGUGCGUACACACCAAGCAAACGAACAUAACGGACUUUUAGACGCAAACGUUUGUUGGCAUUCGAUUCGUUAGAUUAAUCGAAUUAGAAGUUCUCUUGAGAAUCUUGAAUUAUGUUAACACGAAGUUUAAUAAAAUAAUUUUAGAGACGUCAACGCGAACAGAGGGGCGUACCGCGAACACCGGAGUUCGAAAAUUGCGGGCAACUUUCUCUGUCACUCUAAUUACGCCUUAAUUGGCGUAAGAAAGAUGCCCGCAAUUUGCGAACUUCAUUUCGUGGUUAUAACCUAGAGAGCUGUUCGAAAUAUAUCGCAUGUAGUGACUAAAACUAGACGACUAAAACCGUAAAAUCAUUAUUCGUUCGUUUGUUGUGUACGCAUUAUUGUUGAUUUUCGGACAAAUGGGAAAUUAUGUGUGCUAGAAUAAAUGUGAUGUAAUAUUUAAAUUCUGUGAGAAAUGGCAGCAAGCAAGUGCUUUAAAUAACUUCAUUUCUUUGAGAUUAUGUGCAAGUUUGCAAGAAAAAUUCAUUGUAGAAUUAAUUUGCAAAGUCCUUAAAGUGUGAGUCCCGUACAAACGUAAAAUUUCUAAUGAUUGUAGGCAUAGUUUUUUUUUCAUGAACACAAAAAUGCUCAAAUAUUUAGUCAUUAGGCGGGUACGUACAGAACGAGUCGCCUCGCGAAGAAAUUGCCGCGCGAAGCAGGUCGGGCGUGCCUCUGCCGAGGCGUUGCGGCAGCCAGUGCGUUUGCUUCGCCCGAGGCAUUAUUUAUGAAACGCGCGUGUGUACGGGACAGAGGCUACCGCGAAAACCGAAAUUCGCAAAUUACGGGAAUCUUUCUCCUUUACUCCAAUGAAGGCGUAAUAAGAGUGACAGAGACGAGUGCACUUCGCGGAGUGUGCCCAAGAGCUACACGAGCUUAUUCCACCGUCCCCAUUCUACCAUCGGACUUUUAGACGCACGGCCGGUUUCCAUCCUUACUUGGUAGAUAUUCCACCAAUUCGCACGAAGCGCUUUGCUUCUACUUUCCUUAUGCGCACUGCCAAGGAAUGGAAUUCCUUGCCGGCGUCUAUAUUUCCGUGUUCUUAUAACCCGGCAACCUUCAAAUCAAGAGUGAACAGGCACCUUCUGGGCGAGCUCGCUCCAUCGUAGGCCACGUCUACGCCUCGGCUAGUCUGUGGCCAUGAGUAAGCCCAUUCAUAAUAAUAAAAAAAAAAAAGAAAGUUGCCCGCAGUUUGCGAACUUCGAUUUUCGCGGUUAUAGCCCUAAUCUUAGAAUUGCUAUUGAACUUUGUUUAAUAAGUGGUCGUAUGUAAGGUGAUAUUUAUUUAAGUAUGACUCACGAUUAUUUUACUGAGGUUGUUGAAAAUGACAAGUGUGAAAACUAAAGUAUGUCUGUUGAAAAUGAGGGAUCCAAAGAAAUGUGGAUGUUAGAGGAAAACAAGAGCGAGAUAAUAAUGCUCGCUAUAUAUUAUGUUCGCAUAACAACUUUUAUUGUUGCAAUUUAAAGCAACCACACAUCUCUUUUUAUUUAUUUUUAUAUUUUAUUAUUUUAUCCUCCUAAGGGCCAAUGUUCUACCUAUAGUACUCAUUCAGUUCGAUGAAAUUUAAAUCACAUUCAAUUGGAACAGAGUCGCAUUUGUUUUGUUCAAUUUUCAAACAAAACCAAAAUCAACUGUAUUCCCUGCACUAAAGGUUCAAAUUUCAGUGGAAAAUUCUGGAUUUUUCAUUUGUAUGGUUGGGCCUUAAGAGGCUAUGUAUAUUCUGUAUUAUUUCUGCAAAGUAUUCAGUCGAUUUCAGCAUUAAUAAGAGUAAUUUAUAAGGCUGCGUUACCACCAGAGAUGUGCGAGGAUACGUAGCGAAGGAUGUUAGGAACCAAUAGAAUCCUGCCCGCUGGAGCUGCACUGAGCGAGGAUAGGUAAACCAAGUGUUUCUAUUGGUUCUUAUCAAACAUCUUUUGCUACGCAUCCUGGCACAUCUCUGGUGGAAACUUAGCCUUAAACAUGGCGGUUGUUAUAAAUGCAAUGUUUUGCUGUGUGAUUGGUGCAUUGGGAUAAACGAAUUUAGAUAAAAUUAUUGGUAUAUUAAUAAUUUUAAAUUGUUAUAUAAAUGUUGUAUUCGAAAGUUGAAAGUAGUACAUGAAACUAUACAUCUGUAAAGUAUACAAAUUUUAUCCAUGUUUGAAUGUACUUGUUGAAGAAAUUUUACAUCAUAAAUGUAAUCAAACUAAUGUUUUUUCCCAAUAAGCAGCACCAUAUUAUUAUCUAAAACUACAAUACAAAGUAGGUACAUAUCAGGUUUUAGCAUUAAAUACUUUUGAUGGGUAUUAGGCAAAUUCUACAUAUUUCUUUUAACAUCUCAAGAUAUGACAGCAAGGUUAUGACCACCCUUUUUCAAAAUGGUGAGUUCCUGGUCAAAUGUUAACCCUUUGACCGCCAGUAAUUCCCAUACACACACAGAACACUCCUUCAGGGCCAAGAAGUAUACACAUCAAGAAACAUAAACACAUCCGCGGCCACAAAUACUAUAGCAGUCAUGUAGUUUUUUGUUUCCUUUGGCCUAUGACAUGACACAUGACGUCACUAGGCGUCCACGAAUGUGUUAAGAAGUAUUAUUAUUGCUCUAGUCCUAGUUUACUACUAAUGCUUUUAUGUAGAUUUUUUAAUUAAUAUUGGUGGUUUGUGUGUAACAUAUGGGUUACAUUUACCAGGGCCAAACUAAGCAGUCAAAGGGUUAAACUGUACCAAUUACUAUUUGUAAUGUAAACAGGAUAUGUAAAAGGAUAAAGAAGUUUGCUGAUAGCAAUGCCCUUGCUGUCAUGAUAUAUGAGCUGUAUAAAAACUGUUUUUGUAAUUUUUGUUAUUUUGUUACAAUAUUACUUCUAAUAAAACAUGGAAUCCCUAUGUAUGAUUAAUACAGAAAUAAAUAAAUAAUUGAAAUUGCUCACUAGUGA
Cydia fagiglandana is the source of this 6471-nucleotide messenger RNA. It is a transcript of the gene PGAP1, whose product is annotated as GPI inositol-deacylase. Gene Ontology annotation, molecular function: phosphatidylinositol deacylase activity. NCBI's taxonomy places the organism in Eukaryota, Metazoa, Arthropoda, Insecta, Lepidoptera, Tortricidae. Gene Ontology annotation, cellular component: endoplasmic reticulum. Gene Ontology annotation, biological process: endoplasmic reticulum to Golgi vesicle-mediated transport; GPI anchor metabolic process. The transcript has 17 exons. The record is from RefSeq and is a predicted model, not a curated record. The coding region runs from base 150 to 3470 and encodes 1106 amino acids.